Messenger RNA from Malassezia sympodialis ATCC 42132, 1359 nucleotides. It is a transcript of the gene CPA1, whose product is annotated as carbamoyl-phosphate synthase (glutamine-hydrolyzing) CPA1. The record is from RefSeq and is a predicted model, not a curated record. Gene Ontology annotation, molecular function: carbamoyl-phosphate synthase (glutamine-hydrolyzing) activity. Gene Ontology annotation, biological process: L-glutamine metabolic process; 'de novo' pyrimidine nucleobase biosynthetic process. Lineage: Eukaryota; Fungi; Basidiomycota; Malasseziomycetes; Malasseziales; Malasseziaceae.
AUGUUUGCUUUUAUGAACUCAAUUUCGUUUAUCCGUGCUUCUCUUCGCACUGGAUCUCGCGCUACCCGCUCUUUGACUACGAGCUCUGUGGCUCCUUCGUUGCCGGCUGUCUUACGCCUCCAAACUGGUGAGGUGUUUGAGGGCCGCUCGUUUGGAGCGCCUCGAUCUGUAUUUGGUGAGACUGUGUUUACGACAUCAAUUACAUCCUACCCUGAAUCUCUGACAGACCCUUCGUACACGGGUCAGUUACUGGCGUUCACGCAGCCCAUGAUCGGCAAUUAUGGUGUGCCGGACAAUCGCAUGAAAGGCUCUGCGCGUGAGCAUCCCCUGGAUGUGGAUGUUGGCUGCUUUCUCGAAUCUACGGGUGUCCAGGCGGCUGGCGUAAUUGUCAGUGAGCUGUGUGAGCGGUUCUCCCACUUUCAAGCGUACGAGUCCCUGGCUAGUUGGUGCGCUCGGUACCAAGUGCCGGGGAUCCAAGGUGUGGACACUCGUGCCCUUACGACGAUUCUGCGGAACCAAGGCUCUACUCUAGGAACCAUCCUAGUCGGUGAAGAUGCCAAGCGCAUCCCUACUGCAUCCGAGUUUGUGGAUCCCAAUGCUGAGAACCUGGUGAAACGUGUGUCGACAAAGGUUCCUUACACUCUUGAGCCUGUGGGUGGCGCAGCUGCGUCGCGUGCUCAUGUUGCUCUUUUGGACUUUGGCUGCAAAGCGAACAUUCUGCGUUCUCUUUUGCGUCAAAGAGUCACAGUGACUGUGUUGCCUUGGAACACCGACUUUAACUCGAUACGCGACCAAUUUGAUGGUCUUUUCCUCAGCAAUGGCCCUGGCAGUCCGAACAAGGUUCCCGAGGCAGUGGCAAAUGUGAAGCGCGUGAUUGACGAGUGGGACCGCCCCAUCUUUGGUAUCUGCAUGGGUCACCAAGUCAUUGGUUUGGCUGCAGGUCUGCGCGCCUACCGGAUGAAGUUUGGCAACCGUGGCCACAACCAGCCUGUCCUAGCCCUUGGCAGCGGGAAUAUGCGCGUGGAGCCUGGUCGUGUGUAUAUUACGUCCCAGAACCAUGGCUAUGCUCUUGCCUUUGAGGAGUCGGGUCCGGAUGCUUGGCCAGAAGGUUGGGCGCCCUGGUUUGUCAAUGCGAAUGACUGGAGCAUUGAGGGAAUUGUUCGUACGGGCGACUUCGAUGGCCGUGCGCCUGUUUGGGGUGUUCAGUUCCACCCCGAGCAUGCUGGUGGCCCAGAAGAUACCAACCCGCUGUUUGAGGACUACGUCGAGCAAGUGGUGCAAUACAAGUCUGCGCGAAGCCCCUCGCUUGCGGCACAGGCCACUCGCAGUCCUAGUGCGAUGGCCACAGCUCAUUUAUAG